This is a messenger RNA of Pediculus humanus corporis (human body louse), 498 nucleotides long. RefSeq lists its product as uncharacterized. The transcript has 2 exons. The record is from RefSeq and is a predicted model, not a curated record. The coding region runs from base 1 to 498 and encodes 165 amino acids. Gene Ontology annotation, biological process: positive regulation of plasminogen activation. Lineage: Eukaryota; Metazoa; Arthropoda; Insecta; Psocodea; Pediculidae. Gene Ontology annotation, cellular component: plasma membrane.
AUGGCGACCGCCAGUAUCAAUAUAAAAAUUAAAAUGGGAAAUUUAUUCGGUACGAGAUCAAUGGAGGAAACAUUUAGAAAAAAUCAAGAAUUCAUAUCGGAAAUGAAUAAGAUAAAAACGGAAAGAUACAUACACAUGCAUAAUUUAUGGAGAGAAAGGGAAGCUGCUAUGAAAAUAGCUAAAGAUCGAGAACUCGUUCUAUGGCUUGGAGCAUUUUAUUUAGUUUCCGUUCCGACAUUGUACAUGACGUGGAAAAAAACGCAUAAUUCAAAAAUUCUCGCGCCCAUCAUACCCUUUACAUUUAUACUCGCUUACGAAAUCGACAAAGGCUAUGGAAAUAAAUUGGACAGGAUACGACAAGAAGCGGAAAUGAUAAUGCAAUUCGAACCGGAAAUGUUAGAAUUACCUUGCGGUUUGCCAACUCCUUGGAGCAUAGAUGAAGCGAGAUUAGAAGCAGACGAAAAAAAAAAAUUACAUCCAGCCAUUCCAUUAUUGUAA